AUGGACGACGACGCACGAAAGCUCGCGCUGCUGCAGCAGCUCGCCCAGCCAGACUCGGAAUCAGAGGACGAAGGCGAGAGCGACGACGAGGACGAAGGCGAGGGUGAGAGCGACGACGAGGACGAAGGCGAGGGUGAGAGCGACGCCUCCACUGCCCAAGACGAGCUUUCAGGCAUCGUUCCACCGCUCGACGCGCACGGCCGAGUCGCCGGCUGCCCACCCGUCGAUCGCUCCACUCGGACUUACCGCGACGCUCUGGUCCUGGACGAUGCCACGCUCGAAUCGCUCCGUCGCGACUGCUCCGUGGUAUACUCGCUUGACGGCUCAAACUGGCAGGGCGCGGACCAGCCGCCGCGCUGCCUGAUGGAGUCGCUCGCCCUCGCCGUCUUCGAGCGGCACACGCGCGGCCUCGAAGUAGACCGGACGCGUUCGGGUGCAGAGUGGUGGGCGCAGGUGCGCACUCCCGGCGACCAGGCUGAGCCGAUCCAGUGCCACUGGGACGUGGAUGAAUUCUGCCAGGACGCGCUGGGCGUUGCGAUCUCGCCCGCCCUCUCCACCGUCACUUACCUCUCCGACGCGGGCGCGCCGACGCUCCUCGUCGACGCGCGCACACCCAAAGGCUAUGCCGUGCGCCGCGCGUACGGCGCCGUGACGGCGGCGACGCUCUCCUACCCGCGCCGCGGCAAGCACCUCGUAUUCGACGGCCAACUGCUGCACGGCGCGGUCCCACUCGCGCGCGGGGCGGCUGGCGACGACGACAACCGCGGCGGCGGCGGCAGCAGCGACGGUGGCGGCGGCGGUGGCGGCGGCGGUGGUGGCGGUGGUGGCGGCGGUGGCGGCGGCGGCGUGGAUGGCGCGCGCGUGACGCUGCUGGUCAAUGUGUGGCUGGGGCACAUGCCGUGCAACAUCGAGCCGAUGCCCGACUCGCUGCUGCCGCUGCUCACACCGCUGCCAGCAGACGACGCCUCCGCGGCCGCAGCGACGCGCCGACUCGCCGGCGCGGGCGACACGGGCGCCGGCGCGGGCUCGGACGGCCAUGCGUCCGCCGACGCGCAGCUCGCCGUCCGCAUUGGCCGCGAUCCGACCCCGGGCAGCACUCUCUUCGAGACCAACUUUGGGAGAGGCGCACCGCGCCACCGGCUGACCUUGCCGCUACCGCCGCCGCCGUUGUUUGGCUGCGCCGGAGCCACAGCUCGCGACGCCGCCGCCUGCGACCAGACGCCCCUCUCCCCACACGACACCGUCUCACUCCGCUUCGACGGCGGCGCCGGAGAAGGCAGCGCGCGCAUCUGCGCCGCGCUGCGCCGCGCCGCGCCGGAAAAGUCCCCGGCGGCAGCGUGCGAGGCUGCGCUUGGGCCCACUGGAAAGCGCCGGCGCAGGGACGGGUAG
Emiliania huxleyi CCMP1516 is the source of this 1389-nucleotide messenger RNA. RefSeq lists its product as hypothetical. Lineage: Eukaryota; Haptophyta; Isochrysidales; Noelaerhabdaceae. The coding region runs from base 1 to 1389 and encodes 462 amino acids. The transcript has a single exon. The record is from RefSeq and is a predicted model, not a curated record.